This is a messenger RNA of Siniperca chuatsi (mandarin fish), 1719 nucleotides long. It is a transcript of the gene bcs1l, whose product is annotated as mitochondrial chaperone BCS1. The record is from RefSeq and is a predicted model, not a curated record. Gene Ontology annotation, molecular function: ATP hydrolysis activity; ATP binding. NCBI's taxonomy places the organism in Eukaryota, Metazoa, Chordata, Actinopteri, Centrarchiformes, Sinipercidae. Gene Ontology annotation, cellular component: mitochondrial inner membrane. Bases 395 to 1657 code for a protein of 420 amino acids. The transcript is spliced from 7 exons. Gene Ontology annotation, biological process: mitochondrial respiratory chain complex III assembly; protein insertion into mitochondrial inner membrane from matrix.
UACUACGCCACAUCCAUACACUGCACGCAGGUGGAUUUUAGCUAGCUCAACAGUGCUAUUUACAAAUAAACGGUGUACACUGGAAACGACGAUAGCCUACAAGAUAGCGGUAUGAGAAGAAGACAAAGAGGGCAAGUUAGUGGGACAUUAGCUAAUUAUUUAACAUGACCAGAUGUUUAAAUAGCAACUAGGAACAACUGUUAUUAACGUGAGAUUGCAAGAUUCCCAGCUUGGCAGCAGGUCUUCAGCUACUGACGGAUAUCAUACAUCUCCAAACAGUCUGGACUGACACACAGAUCAAAUGACUUUGCACUUUGUGUGUAGGUCUGUGUCUACAAAGUGUUAGACCAACCAUAUAGUCUGAUUCCACUGGGGGUGUGCAUAUAUCAGCAACAUGCCCCUGUCAGACUUUCUGGACAGCCUGAAGGACAACCCAUACUUUGGGGCUGGGUUUGGACUGGUUGGGGUUGGGACAGCGCUGGCAGUGGCCAGGAAAAGCGCCCAGGUGGGAAUGGUCUUCUUCCGCAGGAACUACAUGAUCACUCUGGAGGUCCCCAGCAGGGAUAAGAGCUACCACUGGCUGCUGAGCUGGAUCACCAAGCACGCCAAGCACACUCAGCACCUGAGCGUGGAGACCUCCUACCUGGCGCAUGAGAGUGGAAGGGUUCACACGCAGUUUGACUUCCACCCAAGCCCUGGGAAUCACAUUAUCUGGUAUGGGAGGAAGUGGAUCAGGGUGGAGAGGACCAGAGAGAAGCAGAUGGUGGAUUUGCACACUGGAACCCCGUGGGAGUCUGUAACUUUCACUGCUUUAGGCAGAGACAGACAAAUUUUCUUUAACAUCUUACAAGAAGCAAGAGAAUUGGCUCUGAAGCAGGAAGAGGGACGGACAGUGAUGUACACAGCCAUGGGUGCAGAGUGGAGGCCCUUUGGGUUUCCACGGCGACGCAGACCCCUCAGCUCUGUGGUCCUGGAGGCUGGCGUGGGUGAAAGGAUCGUAGAUGAUGUGAAGGAGUUCAUCGGAAACCCCAAGUGGUACACAGACAGAGGCAUCCCCUACAGAAGAGGAUAUCUGCUGUAUGGCCCCCCGGGGUGUGGAAAAAGCAGCUUCAUCACGGCACUGGCAGGCGAGCUGGGCUACAGCAUCUGUCUGAUGAGCCUGAGUGACCGAACCCUUUCAGAUGACCGUCUGAACCACCUCCUGAGCGUGGCACCGCAGCAAAGCAUCAUACUGUUAGAGGAUGUAGAUGCAGCCUUUGUCAGCCGAGACCUGCUUCCCACAGAGAACCCUCUGGCCUACCAGGGAAUGGGAAGACUGACUUUCAGUGGCCUGCUUAAUUCUCUGGACGGAGUGGCUUCAUCUGAGGCCAGAAUAGUUUUUAUGACCACCAACUUCAUUGAGAGGUUAGACGCAGCACUGAUCCGACCCGGCCGUGUUGAUCUGAAGCAUUACAUUGGGCACUGCACUCACUGGCAGCUUACGCAGAUGUUCUGGCGGUUCUACCCAGACGAGCCUGCCUCUGAGGGGGAGCGGUUUGCGGAGCGUGCGCUGGCCACCCACUCUGAGAUCAGCCCUGCCCAGGUGCAAGGACACUUUCUGCUGCAUAAAAUGGACCCUGCAGGAUCUAUAGACAAUGUUGCCCAAAUAAAAGACUAACAGGAUUGGAAGGUGUUUGGAUACUUGGAGAUUACUGAAUAAAGAGAAACAUGAGAAACAUU